CUGUUAGAUCAGCCCAUUGUUUUCGAGAUGUUGUAUGCACAUGUGACCUUUCGUUUAACCGAGCAGAUAACAGUUGCCCAUUUCUUUCAGUCUCUAUAUUUACCAUAUUAUCAACAGCUACGCUGAACAUUUCUUCCGCGAUAACAAUACUAGGUCCGCCUCAUUUCUCUGCUGAAUACUCCUAUAAGCUUGUGAUCCACACAGCAAAUCACUGUGUAUCCCUGCAAGGCUGCAACGACUCUAGGCACUAUUCUUUGAGACCUUGAGUUGACUCUUGGGCUUCAUCAGACAUCAUCAGGAGUUACUAGUAUUACUACGAUGGGGCUCCCCCUGUGAGUUGUGACGAGGUCCAGCUCGUAGCCGUCCGCUUCUCUGUGGCCACCACUCCUCCACAACCACAAUCCAAACCUCAGUUCCGCGCCAUAAACCCACGGCUGAAACUACACGGGCCAUACGUCCCUCGCCCUCGCCACCACCACAACCACGUACGCGCACGGUGUGUGUGCGUGCAGCCUGCACCGGUCUCCGUCCUACUCCUACCUACGCUAGCCACAACACAUGGACCAAGCGUGGCCGUGGUUGGCCUCUCUGCCGCCGCCUCCGCCGCCUCUUCGUGACGAAGGCGGCCCCGACACACCGUCGCCGCCGCCAUGGUCUCUCCCGCUCGCAGCCUCCGCCGACGGCGCCUCCAUCGUCCUGCACGCCGACACAACUGCUGCUGCGUCUCCCGCUGCCAACGGCGACGACGACGACGAUGACGGCGAGCCAUCGUCAUCGCUGCUCGUCGCUUUCUCCGUCGCCAUCAACGGGGCAGGCGGCGAGGCGCGCGCGCUGUGGGCGUCCCAACGCUUCGCGGCGUCCUCGCCGGUCGCGCCGAGGGUGCACCUUCUGGCUCAGCUCCUCAACGAGGUGCUCGCGCUCUCUCCGUACGCCCCUUGCUUCUUGGGCGCGGCCGGCGGCGGGGACGCGUCCGAGGCCAAGGUGGACGCGGAGACCGUCUCCGCCGUCGUCGGAGCCGCCGCCGAUCCCUCUGCGGCUGCGCCCGCCGCGGCGGCCUUCUUCUCGCUCGCUCUUCUGCUGCGGCUCUUCUGGCUGUGCGCACUCGACGCCCCGGCAGACGCCGGGUACCUCUUCUUCCGAGACCUCGGGCCGGAGAUCGAGCGCGGCCUCGGCGAGUGCCGCCCGGCGCUCGGCGUGUUCCUGCGCUCCGUCGGCCCGGACGUCGAGGGCCGGUUCAUGCGCUCGCUCGGGUACAUGCUCUCCAAGUGGUGCCUGCUGCGGGAGAUACAGGAUGCUGCUGCUGCCGGUGUCGGGUCGGCGGUGGCGGCGGCACCGCGGCGUCGUCGUCGUCGCGCGCUCCCCGCCGCGUGCCUGUCGUACGCCACCGAGGUGCACGGCCUCUGGGUCCUGAGAGGCUACGCGCCCGUGCUCGCCAUGCCGCGCGUCGUCGUCACGGGCCCCGCCGCGUCCGCGUCCGCGUCCAUCGCGGCGUCGCCGCACGAGGUGCCCGAGGAGCCGGCGCUGCGGUACGGCCUCGCGCACCAGCAGCUGGAGGCCGUGGCGCAGCUGGAGUACGCGGUGCGGGCGCGCGACAGGAGGUUCGUGACCGUCUCCGUGCGCGUCGACAACGUCCGGGUACGCGUCGCGCGCCUCGCGUUCCGUAAGGACGACGACGGGGACGAAGAAGAAGACGCCGACGCCGGCGUCGACGACGACGUCUUGGACGGCGAGAGCCAUUUCCCGUCCCGUAUCCGCGUCUGGGUCGGCCCGCGGUUCGGCGCGUCCUAUGCCACGGGCCCGAGCCUCGGGCGCUCCACGGGGAACCCCGAACGUGACGUCGAGUUGACGCGCACCGUCAAGGGCGCCUUCGCCGGCGCCACCAAACCAGCCAACGGCGGCGGCGGCGGCGCGCCGAGAAUCAAGGCGAAGAUGCGCUCGUCGGCGCGGACGCGUAACAGGAGCUGGCGGUGGGAGCAGGAGGCCGAGGGCAGCGCCGGCGUGUUCGAGGGAGUCCUCUACGACCCGGUCACCGGGACGGAGGUGUCCGCGUGGCGCCCCGGCGGCGGCGGCAGCGGCACCGGAGCAGCCGAUCCGAGGAACGGCAUCAUGAGAAGGCGCUAUGGCGGGCCUGGGCGGGCGUUUAGCAAGAUGCGAGGGCUGGUGGUGGCCGGCGACGAGCUGCCGGAGGAGAUGACGUGGAGGGUCGGGAGGGAAGCGGAAGGGAGGACGCUGCGCUGGCGGUUAGGGCUCAAGGCUUGGGUGAGCUACGCGCCCAACGAAGUGAGGAGCCGUCACUUCGAGACCCGCUGCGUCGAGUGGGCGCACGAGGUGGAUCUGCCGCUUGCGGCCGUCGUCGGCGACGAGAGCUAAUAACAUGGAUUGAUCGAAUAUUAAUCUUCACCUCUCCACUUAAUAACAAUGUAACAUGAGAGAGACUAGAGGUACUAUAGAUUGAUAAUGUAACAUGAUAACGUGAGAUAUACUAUAGAAUUAGUGAUUUA
Messenger RNA from Sorghum bicolor (sorghum), 2501 nucleotides. RefSeq lists its product as uncharacterized. The transcript has a single exon. The coding region runs from base 559 to 2370 and encodes 603 amino acids. The record is from RefSeq and is a predicted model, not a curated record. NCBI's taxonomy places the organism in Eukaryota, Viridiplantae, Streptophyta, Magnoliopsida, Poales, Poaceae.